AUGGCCGAAGGUCCAGCUGAAUGCGGCGUGCAGGUGUUCUGUCGUAUCCGACCGCUCAAUAAGACGGAAGAAAAGAAUGGCGAUCGAUUUUUGCCGAAAUUCCCCAGCGAAGACACAAUUUCCAUCGGGGGCAAAGUGUUCGUCUAUGAUAAAGUCUUCAAGCCAAACACCACUCAAGAACAGGUAUACAUGGGAGCAGCGUAUCACAUAGUACAAGAUGUGUUGUCUGGUUAUAACGGGACUGUAUUUGCGUACGGUCAAACAUCUUCUGGAAAAACGCAUACCAUGGAGGGUGUAAUUGGUGAUCAAGUAAUGCAGGGUAUCAUUCCACGAAUAGUACAGGACAUUUUUAACCACAUUUAUACUAUGGACACAGAGCUCGAAUUUCACAUAAAGGUCUCCUACUUCGAGAUUUAUAAUGAAAAGAUUCGCGAUUUGUUAGAUCCUGAAAAAGUUAACCUUUCAAUUCACGAAGACAAAAACCGUGUUCCUUAUGUGAAAGGUGCCACUGAAAGAUUUGUUGGAAGUCCGGAUGAGGUAUUACAAACCAUCGAAGAUGGAAAGAGUAACCGAAUGGUCGCUGUUACUAACAUGAAUGAGCAUUCAUCUCGUUCUCAUUCCGUGUUUCUAAUCACGGUUAAACAGGAACAUCAAGCAACAAAGAAACAAUUAGCUGGAAAACUAUACUUGGUAGAUUUAGCAGGUUCAGAAAAAGUUAGUAAAACUGGUGCCCAAGGUACAGUUUUAGAAGAAGCUAAGAAUAUUAACAAAUCGCUCACAGCUCUUGGUAUCGUCAUUUCCGCCUUAGCUGAGGGGACGAAAUCCCAUGUACCAUAUCGAGACUCGAAACUCACUCGAAUUCUUCAAGAAUCACUAGGAGGAAACUCACGUACAACUGUCAUCAUUUGUGCUUCUCCAUCACACUUCAAUGAAGCGGAAACAAAAUCUACGCUCAUGUUCGGUCAACGUGCGAAGACUAUAAAGAAUGUCGUCCAAAUCAAUGAGGAGCUGACUGCUGAGGAAUGGAAGCGCCGAUAUGAAAAGGAGAGGGAUAAGGUCACUCGUCUUUCGACCGUUCUACAAGCCCUCAAUUUAGAGAUGACUCGAUGGCGGGGAGGUGAACGUGUCAGUGAGGCUGAAUGGAUCAACCUCAAUGAUACUGCUGGUCUCUUGGCUGUCUCUGAGACUCCUACAGAUUCGACGACUCCGUCAAUGGAAAGGUCGAUGAUCGCCCCAGCACCACCGAUGCUCACUUCAGUUACUGGUCCUAUCACGGAUGAAGAGAAGAAGAAGUAUGAGGAAGAACGAGUGAAGUUAUACCAGCAGCUCGAUGAGAAGGAUGAUGAGAUCCAACGCGUUAGUCAGGAACACGAGAAGCUGAAGGCUCAGGUAUUGCUGCAAGAUGAAUCGAUUCAAGCGAUGCGAGAAAACGAGGAGACCUUACGCGAGGAGCUCGUACGAAUCCAGAAAGAGAGCGACGAUAAGCAGAACGAAACCAAAGAGAUGAUCUCCGCAAUUGAGGAUAUCGCAGUUCAACUCGAGGUCCGAAACGCUGAGUAUGAGAAGUUGAAGAAGGAGCUAGAGAUUGUGAUGGAGGAGAAUCAACAACUCGAAGAUAGCUCAAGCCAGGCUACGAGUGCAUUGAACGCCCAUCUUGAUGAGUGCGGCCCGAAGAUCAAACAUUUCAAGGACGCGAUUUAUAACAUCAUCCGCGAGUACAACAUUGCAGACAUUGUUAACCAGAAUGACAUUCUUCCUGAUCACGAGCUGCUCAACCACAUGCGUAUCGGUGUAUCGAAAUUAUUCAGCGAGAACACUGCUGCAAAAGAGAUGAACUCAGCCGAGGCGCAAGCUGCCGGCAAGAAGCUGGAGGAGAUGAAUUCUGUCCAAGGAACGGAUGCGAACAAAUUGAAGCAGCUUCUUGUGAAGGAUCAAGCGGCCCGAGAACUCAAGCCACUUUCCGAUAGAGUCAAUGUGGAGCUGGCUACCCUCAAGAAUUUGAAAAAGGAGUUCGUACGUAUGAUCCUCUCACGAUGCCAGGCUGGUCUCGAUGUUGAGGAAGACUGUCUUUCUGGCCCCGCACAGAAACAACGCAUUCAGUUCCUUGAGAACAACCUGGAUAAACUCACCAAAGUUCACAAACAGAUACAAGAAAAAGUGCUUCGCACACAAUCAGCAAUUUCUAGAAAAGCAAUGUCAUUUUUGAAUAAGGAUUCAGAUUGUGAAGAGUAUAUUAAAGGAAAUGCUGCUGUUAUUCGACCAUUAUUUGAACGUCUCGUACGCGACAACGCUGACCUUCGUGUUGAGUUACCGAAGAUGGAGGCUCGUCUUCGCGGAAGAGAAGAUCGUAUCAAGCAGUUGGAGACGGCUUUGAGGGAGACGAAAGAGCGCUCACAACUUGAGCGAAGGAAGUACCAGCAAGAGGUGGAGCGCAUCAAGGAUGCCGUUCGACAGCGUAAUAUGCGCCGUCAAAACACACCACAAAUUGUGAAGCCGAUUCGACCUGGACAGAUCUACUCUCCCUCCCCGGCUGUGGUCGGAGGCGUCCCAUCUCCGGCCGUCCGACCAGCAAAUGCGACACAAAUGAACGCACAGUAA
Molecule: messenger RNA, 2598 nt
Organism: Necator americanus (New World hookworm)
Lineage: Eukaryota; Metazoa; Nematoda; Chromadorea; Rhabditida; Ancylostomatidae
Exons: 22
Coding region: 1-2598 (865 amino acids)
Biological process (GO): microtubule-based movement; mitotic cell cycle
Cellular component (GO): microtubule
Molecular function (GO): microtubule motor activity; microtubule binding; ATP binding
Source: RefSeq, a predicted model, not a curated record